AUGAAACUGCACAGUCGAGGAAGAAACAGACCGAGCGCGCCUGACAUGGCUAGGACGGCUGCUGAGAGUUUGGCCUUGGGAACAAAGGCUACCGAACAGUCUAAAGUUGUGCUAUUUCUGGUUUGUGAUGCUAGGGUUUGAAGAGAACACUCUUUGUACAACCACGGUACGCGUAAUCAAUGACUAUCACACAAAAAUUUAUUCAGAAAAGUAACCAAUCACACCAUCCAACUCAACGAUCCUUUUUCGGCAAUGGCUCAUCAAUGCACACACAAAUAUGUACGUAGUCAAGGCAGAAAGGCAUCCGUUCCUUGUAUUUGCACGUCAUCAACUCGACGCAUGCCCGAUCAUCGUUACAAUGGAUGAGAUUGGUCUGCGCAGCAACGGCGGCGAACAGCAAAAACGCUAUAGGCAAAGUCCGCAUUUUACAAAUAACACUGAUGAGCAGCGGCAGUCCAAGGUUGAUUUUGAAAUUUUAAUUAGCGUUGAACGUAAUAAAGACAUGGGAAAAAGACGUAAAGAUGAUUUAUGGGUUUUAAUGGGUGUAAUCGGCCGAAAACGCAUGCUGAUUAUUAUCAGUCUGUCGGGAAAAUAAUGUGAGCUAUGUCACUACGCCAAUCCUGUCCAUGAAAUAAAAGCAGUUUGAUUUUGCCGGGGCAAAACUCAAUGCAAUUUUCAAUGCGAAAAAUCCACAUUAUUUCCCCGACAGACUGAUAUGUACAAUUUCAAGAAACCUGUGACGUCUAAAAAAUGGGGAAAUCAUUGUCUGUUUUUAUCAAAAAAAUUUGCAACUCUCGCUUGGCAAGGAAAAUGUGAAAUUAGUCUGUCGGGGAAAUAAUGUGGAUUUGUCGCAGCAAGAUUUCUCGCUUCGCCAGAGUCGCAGACCAAAUCUUCAGCCGCUGGUAACCUCCGCAAAACAUUUCCUUUCUUAUCUAAAAGGCUGUACUGCGCCCUAUCCCAGCCAGUUCAUGUAAAGUUUAUUGAAAAAAUCCCGGUCUGCGCUUGUAAAAUUUAUUCAAAUAAAAAUCAAAAAUUUAUUCAAAUCAAACUCUACUUAAUUUCUUUACAAACACACAUUUUCCCCUGCAUUCGGAACUUGUCGCAUACCAGCUUGGAAUUUUUGUCGCACUUGAACGCGCCUUCACAUUCUGCGUCCACGGAACAGUGAAUGUAGAUAGGGUUGUCGGGCUGACACCGAACACCAACAGCGAAAAUCAAGAGAAUCAAAAGGAGAACUCUCAUUGUGGAACAAAUGAAAAACGAUUCGUUCGUGCUUGGUUGGAAUAAUAAUCGCUGAUUGAAUGAGAAAUGGGUGUAUUAAUGGUCAUACCAAUGGCUGUGACGAUGAUAGACAAGGAAAAAGGUCUUGAAAAGUUAAAGAGGAGGAUGGAGAGACAUCAGUCCGUCGGGAAAAUAAUGAGCGCAAUGUCGCUGCGCCAAUCGUGUCGCUGAAGUGAAAAGAAAUUUGAUUUUGUAGCGGCAUUUACUUUUCUCGGCGGCGAUGUGAUUUUCGAUGCGACAGAGUGUUUAUUAUUUUUCCGACUGGAUGAAAUAGGUCGAAAGUUUCUGCAAUUCCAAUCUCAAACACUAGUCGGUCCGCAAAGUCGCUGGAAUGAUUUCGGCGAGAUGCACUGUGCAAAAAAAGACAAGUUGCGAGCGGCAGCCAAAAAAGCCAUCCGAAAAAGUUAAGAAUUGUACUGUGCAAAGUGAACUUUUCGUUUUCUCACAGUGCUUAUCGCCAAAAUUACGGCGGCGACUUUGCUAAUUUGUCGGGAAAAUAAUGAGCACUCGUUUACAUCGAAAAUCGCAGCGCCACCAAGAAAAUGGGCUGUGCCGCGGGAAAAUUAAAUUGCUUUUCAGUUCAACGUCAAGACCAACGAUAUUUUGCCAUUAUUUCCUUGACAGACUGGAUGCGGGCGUCAGAAACUGUCAUCCUCAAAAAAGACGUUUUCACUUGCUCUCCAAACAUUCGCUGUUAUUUUCCCGGCAGACUGAUAAAUUCUCAGGACCUUGCAGGCCGAGUGGUACAUAUUGCACGGUAAUUUUCUAAUCGCCGAAAUUUUUAUUAAAAAUCUAACGCUCACAUAACCGCAACCUUCAUUAUGGCCAAUAUAAAUUCAACACCGCCCUGAUUAACCCACCAUCCCAUUCUGUGACACCACUUCCCAAUAUUUAUAAACAAAAAGUCCUUGGUUUUUUGUUCAGUUCUUCUAGAAUUAUGCGUUUCCUCCAGUUGUUCUUAUUCUUCUUCCUGGCCGUUGUGGCCAUGGUCAAGACCGGUGAAAUCCAUUGCACUCAUGACGAGGAAUGCCCGAGAAUUGUCACCUGCAACGGCGGCACCGCCGUCUGCCGUAAAGUCUGUGUUUGCGCUUGA
Molecule: messenger RNA, 2374 nt
Organism: Bursaphelenchus xylophilus (pine wood nematode)
Lineage: Eukaryota; Metazoa; Nematoda; Chromadorea; Rhabditida; Aphelenchoididae
Source: the annotation of a GenBank genome assembly